UCUUCUCUUCAGUCUCCAGAAGAGACCUUUCCAUUGGCUUGGAACGCCUGGAGUACAUGGCUCGGUGCCUAGCUGUGGUAGCGAUUCUUGUUUGUCAACUUGACUCCAUCUGGAGCUAACCAAAACCCUGAAAGUAGGAAGAUCUACUUCUAAUCUGGAUCUUUGAGGUAGGAAGACACCUUUAAUCCAGAUCUGUAAUUCAGCUCAGACCUGGGCCAAGCCUUCUGUUAGAAGCCUAUACAAGGAUGUGAAGAAGGAAGCUUUCGCUUUUGCUUGCUUGUUCUCACCUCUGCUGGAAAUGUAUCUAAGGACAUGGAAGAAGGCAGUUUUGCUGUGUGACUGUCUGCUCUCACCUUGCCAGCAAUUCUAAUUCUUCAUUGGCAUUGGAGCUUACUUCUUCAGGCUUCCAAGGUAUACUGAAAAGCAGCCAAGUCGAGCAGCCUUGGGAACCGGUGGAUUCUUGGAUGUUCCAUUCUUAGCCAGACACUGUUGGAUUAGCUGGACUACAGUCUAUUGGUACAGACCAUGUUGCUCCUGUUGCGGAUAUUGAACCUGAGCUUGCAACUUCAUCCUAUUGCAGCUUUAUUCACAGUGACAGCCCCUAAAGAAGUGUACACAGUAGACAUCGGCAGCAGCGCGAGCCUGGAGUGUGAUUUUGACCCCAGAGAAUGCACUGAGCUGGAAGGGAUAAGAGCCAGUUUGCAGAAGGUAGAAAACGAGACUUCUUCACAAAGUGAGAGAGCCACCCUGCUGGAGGAGCAGCUGCCCCAGGGAAAGGCCUUGUUCCACAUCCCCAAUGUCCAAGUGAGAGACUCAGGGCAGUACCGGUGCCUGGUCAUCUGCGGGCCCGCCUGGGAUUACAAGUACCUGACGGUGAAAGUCAAAGCUUCUUACUUGAAGAUAGACACUAGGAUCCUAGAGGUUCCAGGGACAGGGGAGGUGCAGCUCAUCUGCCAGGCUAAAGGUUACCCCCUGGCAGAAGUGUCCUGGCAAAAUGUCAGUGUUCCUGCCAACACCAGCCACAUCAGGACCCCUGAAGGCCUCUACCAGGUCACCAGUGUUCUGCGCCUAAGGCCUCAGCCUGACAGAAACUUCAGCUGCAUGUUCUGGAAUGCUCAAGCGAAGGAGCUUACUUCAGCCAUCAUUGACCCUCUGAGUUGGAUGGAACCCAAAGUCCCCAGAACAUGGCCACUUCAUGUUUUCAUUCCAGCCUGCACUAUUGCUCUAAUCUUCAUAGCCAUAGUGAUAUUCCAGAGAAAGAGGCUCCGGGGAAAGCUGUAUUCUAGAAAAAGCUCUGAACCUGUGGUCUUGGGAGUUGGAAUGAUCUGAUGAGAAAUCCUCAAGAGGCUUCUGGACUCAAAGUGAGAAUCUUGCAAAACCUGCCAUUUGUACUUUUUGAAUGCGUUGGAUGAUGACCCAGUGCUCCGACCAGGAGCCUGCAGGACUGACAGCCUUCCCUUCUGUCUCAAGACUCUCUGAACAAGCACAACCACAAAGCACUUUAGAUUCACCCCUCGGAUCCUGGACCCCAGUGAGGGCCUGAGGCCUCUCCUGGCUUCCAGGGUAAGAACAAAAGGAAUUGUUCCCCACCCCACCCCUACCCUACCCUUUCCCCACAGGAACAUGGAAACGCCCAGUUCCUAAAAUAGAUUGUCAAUAGAGUUAUUUAUAUCCAUCAUUUCCUCCAGGGACUUGG
Molecule: messenger RNA, 1696 nt
Organism: Apodemus sylvaticus (European woodmouse)
Lineage: Eukaryota; Metazoa; Chordata; Mammalia; Rodentia; Muridae
Gene: Pdcd1lg2
Product: programmed cell death 1 ligand 2
Exons: 6
Coding region: 526-1329 (267 amino acids)
Biological process (GO): negative regulation of T cell proliferation; cellular response to lipopolysaccharide; T cell costimulation
Cellular component (GO): external side of plasma membrane
Source: RefSeq, a predicted model, not a curated record